Molecule: messenger RNA, 2522 nt
Organism: Toxotes jaculatrix (banded archerfish)
Lineage: Eukaryota; Metazoa; Chordata; Actinopteri; Toxotidae
Gene: ccnq
Product: cyclin Q
Exons: 6
Coding region: 182-955 (257 amino acids)
Biological process (GO): regulation of transcription by RNA polymerase II
Cellular component (GO): nucleus
Molecular function (GO): cyclin-dependent protein serine/threonine kinase regulator activity
Source: RefSeq, a predicted model, not a curated record
CUCUGCUGCAGUACUGCUAAGGAUUAAGUUUGCAGCCCUGGGUGAAUGAGUUUACACUGGGUAGCACUUAAACUCUCAGGCUGUGUAGCCUCACUAACUAGUUGUCUUCUCAUCGAUCCCCGUAGCGGGUCUUUCUUUGUACGAGACGACGUUUGAUACUCCCGCUCAUGGUCCGUGAGCCAUGGAGGGUCCGUCGUCUCGUUUGUCUGCCGGCCGUGAUGGACCGCCGUGGCUGGCGGGCAGGAGAGACUCCGACGGGGAUGCAGAGUCUGACCCUGCCCGAGACACGAGAACACACUUCAGCGUGUGUCGCUUCAUUAUGGAGACAGGAGUGAAGCUGGGUAUGCGCUCGGUGCCCGUGGCUACAGCGUGCGUGUUGUACCACCGCUUCUUUGAACGUGUCAGCCUGCGUGCGUAUGAACCCUACCUGGUGGCCAUGAGCUGCGUGUACCUGGCCGGCAAAGUGGAGGAGCAGCACAUCAGGACCCGUGACAUCAUCAACGUAAGCCACAGGUAUUUCAACAGUGGCAGCGCUCCUCUAGAAUGUGACAAGGAGUUCUGGGACCUGAGGGACAGCGUGGUGCAGUGUGAACUCCUCAUCCUCCGACAGCUCGACUUCCACGUCUCCUUUGAACACCCUCACAAGUAUUUACUCCACUACCUGCUGUCUGUGAAGUCGUUGGUGAACCGCCACGCUUGGUCUCGAACCCCUGUCGCUGAGACUUCCUGGGCGUUGCUUAGAGACUGUUACCAUGGAGCCAUGUGCAUCCGCCACACACCCCAACACAUCGCCAUAGCAACACUGUACCUGGCCUUAAACAGCUACGGAGUGGAGCUACCUGUCGGGGAGAAAAAGUGGUGGCAGGUGCUGUGCGAGGACGUGACCAAAGCAGACAUCGACGCUGUGAUCUCGGACCUUCUUCAGCUCUACGACAUGGAGGCCAAGUGUAUCUGAGGGACACACCUGCAAGACCUGUACAUAAGACACACACAAGGGUUGUUUUAUCUCUGUUUGUGUGUGCACACACAGCACGAGUAUGCGUGCCUUUGCACGUGUUAUUCUCUGCACGUAAGUGUUGGGGUUCAGGUGGGUUUGUGCACAUCAUACCCCUGUGUGUGUGUAUGUGUGUGAGAGAGUGAGUGAGUGAAUGAGAAGAACACUUUGUGUUGCCCCAGUUAGUCUGUGAGCUGUGACAGAAAACACACCUGCACUACCAUUUCCUGCCACCUUGGGGAGACAUUUCUUGCUUUCUGGUCUCUGAUCUCUCAGCCUUGCAGAAUACUGAUGUGACUCUGGAAUAUAUCACCAGCACCAGCUUUCUCUGAAACACCUCGGCCCUCAGCGGCUGUAGUCGCCUCACAUGCCACUCAUAACAUGUUUAAACUACAGAUCCCACCGUAUGGAUUUGACUGGAUAAUCUGAAGUUCAUCGCCCAGUUGCUAUAAAUAAUUCACCAAUAAUUCCAACAAAUCAAUAAAAAUGCAUGGGAACAGUGACAUCAGUGAGAUAUCUAUUAUUAAAUGGCAUUAUCCUAACACAUUUGCUCAUUUGGAUAAAUAAUAAAUAUGUAGCUGAGGUUAAGUUUUGAAUGCCUGACUAGCAUCCAGCUCACUGUGGUGCAUUCAGCUACACAAUAAACAAGGAAAAUUGGACUUUCUGUACUGGAUACCAGUACAUGUCCUUCAUUUUUCAGAUGCGUAUUGGAACUCAUCUUGACAUUGCAUAUGAAAGCGCAUUGAAAUGUGAAUGCAUUAAUUGGCUUAAUGACCUCUUCAUCAUAAGUGUCAUACAUCAUGAUCGUAGUGGAAUAUUUGGCAGAUAAAGUGCCUCUUGGUUUAUUAUUAUGUUUUUAUUUCAUUUUUUGAGUGUUGUUGCAGUGCUGACAUUUCCAGAGAUCUUUUCAUGAAUUUGUUAAAAGACAGUUUGUACUUUUUUGGCAGAAGACCAAGCAGGUGAGAACUAUGUGGGGGACGUGGUUUACUGUAUGAUUUAGACCAGGGGUCUUCAACGUUUUUCAGGCCAAGGACCCUGAAACUGAUGGAGAGAUGGAGCACCCCACCGCCCCGCUAAUAUGUUCAUGUUAAUUCAUGUUAACGUGUUUUUAAAGACAUUUAAAUUUGUGGGAAAAAAUGAGGGAAAAAGAUAAAAAAUUCUAAUCUGGUCUAAUCAACCAAAAAUUUCACAACCCCCCCUGCAGUACCUCCAUGGACCCCCUGCUGAAGACGUCUGAUUUAGACUAAUGUUUCUGCUGUUAAAGUGACAUGGUUAAAACCAACAAUGAAUUGUGAAUAACACUAACAAAUAUUGACUGUGUAUCUAUGGUCUGACAUAGAGCUUCAUCAUCCAGAAACUAUAAAAAAAAAAAAAAAUACAAAUCAAUGAGAGACACUGGGUGACAUGUGCACUCACAAAAUGUGGAUUAGUCCGCUGCUGAAAAUAGUCCCCAACUGUUUCAUCCUGUUUCAGUGAUGUUUGUAAAAAAAAAAAAAAAAAAAAACUGCAGCGGUCAGCUGUUUUAGGA